Cucurbita moschata (crookneck pumpkin) is the source of this 1014-nucleotide messenger RNA. RefSeq names its product translocon-associated protein subunit beta. Lineage: Eukaryota; Viridiplantae; Streptophyta; Magnoliopsida; Cucurbitales; Cucurbitaceae. The transcript is spliced from 6 exons. Gene Ontology annotation, cellular component: endoplasmic reticulum; membrane. The record is from RefSeq and is a predicted model, not a curated record. The coding region runs from base 121 to 705 and encodes 194 amino acids.
UAUGUUCUCUGAUUGUUCCACACUUUUGCGUACCUAUUUUAUCCGACGGCUCCUUCUUCUCAAAGUCCCAGUUCGUCUCCGCCGAUCAUCUUUCUCUGUGGCCCUAAUCCCGACGAUUUCAUGGCGAAUCUGAUUCAGGCUCGUCUGAUCCAUCUCCUCCUGGCUUUUCUGUUCGUCUCGUCAACGAUCGCAAGCUCCGAUGUCCCGUUCAUUGUCGCGCACAAGAAGGCGACGCUCACUCGUCUCAAAUCCGGCGUCGAACGCGUCUCGGUCUCAAUCGAAAUUUACAAUCAGGGAUCUUCGACCGCAUAUGAUGUUACUCUGAACGAUGCAAGCUGGCCAGGAGAUGUCUUUGAUAUUGUCAGUGGCGAGACAUCCAAAUCGUGGGAAAGACUCGAUGCUGGUGGUCAUUUAUCUCAUUCAUUUGAAUUAGAAGCAAAAACAAAAGGAAUGUUCCAUGGUUCACCUGCUGUUAUCACGUUCCGUGUCCCUACGAAGUCUGCUUUACAGGAGGCCUUAUCAACCCCAAUUCUACCUUUGGAUGUCCUCGCUGAUAGGCCACCAGAGAAGAAGUUUGAGUGGGUUAAGAGGCUGCUCGCUAAGUAUGGCUCCCUGAUCUCGGUGGUCUCCUUUGUCGUUCUGUUCGUCUAUCUUGUGGCCAGCCCAUCGAAAUCUGCUGCAAAAGGAAGCAAGAAGAAGCGUUAAUCGCUGACCGUGAAGUAGUUCUUAGCUGUGUUUUACUUUUGAUCCGCCACCCAAAUUGAGGAUAUGUUUGGUUGAUAUAUUUGUUGGGUUAGCACAAAGGUACAGAAACUUUUUGAGUUGAUAGUUUUUGUUCAUCCAUCCCUAAUGAGUAGUAGAGCCGGAGGAAACAGAGCUAAUUAUAGACACGCACGAGAGUCAGUUAAACACAUGGUCCAGUAGUUGAGCUGUUUGUUUUUAAGUCAAGUCGGAUUUGUUCAUCAUAUUACUCACUUGUUUCUUCUUUCUUAGACAUGAUUCUGAUUCCCAUUU